UGCUCUUGCUCCUGCUGCUGCUGCUCCUGGUCUUCUGUCUGUCCGUCCGUCGUCUGUCCGACCCGGCCCAGCCCGCGCAGCCCCAGAGCAGCUCCGCUGUCCCCGCUCUCGCGCGUCCGCCCAGCCCGGCCCGGCCCCAGCAUGAGCGGCCUCCGGGUUUACAGCACCUCGGUCACCGGUUCCCGGGAGAUCAAAUCCCAGCAGAGUGAGGUGACCCGCAUCCUGGAUGGGAAGCGGAUCCAGUACGAACUGGUGGAUAUCUCCCAGGACAACGCCCUGCGGGAGGAGAUGAGGACCCUGGCUGGGGACCCCAAGGCCAUACCACCCCAAAUAUGCAACGGGAACAAAUACUGUGGGGAUUACGAGCUCUUUGUGGAGGCUGUGGAACAGGACACCCUGCAGGAGUUCCUGAAGCUGGACUGACCCCCCACCCCAUAGACUCACCAACAUUCCCUCUCCCCACUUAACUUCCUCUCCCAGCCAUGAAGGGACCCUGGGACCAAUUUCUGUACCUGUACUGUAUAUCAGGGUUCCAGUUCCAGAUCCCCAUACAGCUAAUCCUAGAUCUCAUCUCCCCCUCCCUGACUUUGUACCCACAUGUCCUGUAUUCCUACCCUGACCCUGGAUCCUCUGCCUUUCCUGGGUAUAACUCACCCUCUUUUCCCUUUCUCAUUCCUGGACCUCUGCCAUUCCGUUCCCUUGAGGCUACAUUCCAUGCCCAUCAGUCUUAGCAAGUGUCCGAAGUAUCCUUCCCCUCCCCCUCCCCCUCAUUCCUCAGUCUGCAGGGGAUCUCCAGGGAGGGAGCCUCCCUCCUGCUGCUACCCCUCCCAAAGGCGGCCAGGUGACAAGCCCACCGUGAGGCAUAAUGCCCUGUUGGGGACCCGCCACAGAUCCUGUUCUUCAGUGAUCUCUGUUCCUGAGGAGCGAUUAAAGUUCCAGUUGGCUUGGA
Messenger RNA from Vombatus ursinus (common wombat), 949 nucleotides. RefSeq names its product SH3 domain binding glutamate rich protein like 3 (gene SH3BGRL3). Gene Ontology annotation, cellular component: cytoplasm. The record is from RefSeq and is a predicted model, not a curated record. The transcript is spliced from 3 exons. Lineage: Eukaryota; Metazoa; Chordata; Mammalia; Diprotodontia; Vombatidae. Bases 142 to 423 code for a protein of 93 amino acids.